Molecule: messenger RNA, 701 nt
Organism: Prorocentrum cordatum
Lineage: Eukaryota; Dinophyceae; Prorocentrales; Prorocentraceae
Source: the annotation of a GenBank genome assembly
UCUCGCCUCGUCUCUCCCCCCUCGACCUCCUUUCUGACAGCGUCAGCCGAUGCCCGACGCGGCUCCGCGCGCAGCUGCCCGCACGCUCUUGUGGUGUCUCGUCGCCGCCGCCGGCGCCCGACGUGGCCGCGCCCAGCCCGGGCUGCUGCUGCGCGACGUGGGCGCGACCGGGCACGCGCACGGCGCCUCCGUUGGCUGGGCCUGGGCUGAGCUCGCGGCCGCUGGCGGGCACGCGGACUCCCUGUCGUGCCUCGAGGUGCGCCGCGGCGAAGGCUGCCUGGCCUGGGCGGGGCAGCAGAGUGAGCGCACCGUGCGCCGCUUCGGCGGCGCCGGGGCGGGCACCGGGCCGCCAGGGGCGACCUCCGAGGGCGUGCUGGCGGAGCUGGUGCCACAGCUGGUGACGCAUGGGCGCUACGUGUAUUCCCUAGUGGGUUCCCGGGCCGCGGCGGGCCAGUGGUCCCGGGCGCCGCUGGACUCGUUCAUGGCGGGCGACCCCCAGUGGGAGACCGUGUUCGACGUCGCCACCUGGAGCGACGCAGGCGGGCCCGGUCCCAGGCAGUGCAGGUGGCUGGGCUGCGACUUUGCCGCCGAGGCCGUGCCCCAGGACAGCACGGAGGCCCCGUCCUCCCAGAAGGGCGCGGAGCCCCCGUCCGACCUCUGCCUCAUGAGGGUGGCCUGCGGCCGGACGGGCGCCGUGCAGG